Molecule: messenger RNA, 2723 nt
Organism: Cololabis saira (Pacific saury)
Lineage: Eukaryota; Metazoa; Chordata; Actinopteri; Beloniformes; Belonidae
Gene: gask1b
Product: golgi associated kinase 1B
Exons: 4
Coding region: 75-1571 (498 amino acids)
Cellular component (GO): Golgi apparatus
Source: RefSeq, a predicted model, not a curated record
AGCUGCGCGCUCCUCCCCAGCUCGGGUUUGUGCGGAAAAAAGGACAGUCAACUGUGUUAAUGACAUGAGUUCAAAUGGGGAAGCCUCGCGUUCGCUGGCUGCGGCUUCCUCUUUUAAAACUGUCCAGCAACUUCAGGAGGUGCCCUUUUUCCAAGAAAAGUUUGCUGAUCGCGAGUGGAUGCGUGGUUUAUUUGUUUCUCGUGGUUUCACACGUCGGGAACUCGCAGCCGCGACACCGGGACAGGAGGAUCGGUGAGGACGGGAACCGGCGCGCCCGCGGACCGGAUCAUCGUGUGGACGCGCAGCCGGAGUCCGCGGGUCCGAGCGACGCGGCCCCGACCAGAUCCAACGUGGUCUACAUAACGCUCAGAUCUAAGCGCAUGAAACCCGCUCACAUACGAGGUACAGUUCGACCAAAACUGAGGAGGAAAGCGAAGAGAACUAAGGCGACCAAUGCACCAAUUACGCAGAACAAACUCGACUCCGCGGAGCUGGAAACCGGUGCGUCCUGGAGAGAAAUCAGUGAUGCGCGUUAUAAACCACUGGAUUUAAUCCAGUCAUCACAUGACAGGGAAGCGGGCACUCAGGCGAGCUCAAUCCGAAUUUACAGCCAAAGGGCACCGCCGUGGUUCAGCGCGCAGGACCUGAAAACCAUGCGCUUUCUCGCAGAUGCCAAAGUUUUACGCGUGAGAGAAAUCUCUCGUGGGGGCGUCCCGCCUCUCCUGAUGUUUGAGGGGGAGACCACCGCCCCUCUGACCAACCACAAACACUCAAAGAGGAGCGCUGCGUGCGGGGGGCAGUGCGGAAUCAUCCGCAGCCCCGUGGAUAACACGGAGGUGUUCGCCUUCCACCUGGACAGGGUGCUGCGGCUCAACAGGACGCCGCCGGCGGUGAGCAGGAAGUUCAGCUUCUUACACGAUGGCCAGUCCUGCCCAGUGGUGUCGUGGGACGCGUCGCUACACUCCGAAGCCAAUCCUACACACCUGGACACGGUGAGGUUAACGUGGGGAGAGUACCAGAACUCUCUAAAACAGAGGUGCUGGCAGAAAAACAUCAGCCCCAAGCCCGACUCCGGCUGCUCCACAAUCCAUCACCAUGAGUGGAGCAAACUAGCGCUGUUUGACUUCUUGCUACAGAUCCACAGCCGUUUGGAUCAGAGCUGCUGCGGUUUUAGGCCUCGGCAGGAGGAUGUGUGUGUCGAGCCGGGCUACCGUGUUGCUUGUGGGGACCAGGACAACCUACAACUGGCAAACAUCGUCCACAGGAAGCACGAACCCAGACGCCUGGUGUUCAGCAGCAACAAGGGCUUCUUUGACCGCAAUGAAGACAACUUGGACUUCAAGCUACUAGAGGGAAUCAAGGAGUUUCCGGAGCAGGCCAUGUCCGUGUUGAGGGGCAGGAAGCUGAGGGAGAAGCUUCUUCAGUCUCUGUUUCUGGACGAGACAUUCUGGGAGAGCCAGGGAGGACGACAAGGCAUCGACAAACUGAUUGACGUUAUUGAGAGGCGAUCAAACGUCCUGCUCACCUACAUCAAUGCCCACGGGAUCAAAGUCAUUGCAAUGGAUGCAUGAAUAGGAGAUAAGUAGCCAAGUUAUUGAAGCAUAAAUAAGUAAAUUAACAGUCUGAUAACUGUUUCUUGUCAUGUUUUUAUAAUAGUUACAUGUGAGUAUUUAAAGUCUGUUUUGAGUCAAAUUUGAUGUUAAAAUAUUUGCAUAUUUUGUGUUUUGCACUAUACUUCACCUGUUCAUAAGUGACCAGCUCAGAAAUGAGAGAUUAAGAAGUUUUCCUGAAUGUUAUUUAAAAGUUUUUCACAGAAAACAAAGUUUUGAUGACUCAUUUUGCACUUGGGGACAUAUACUAACCUUAUGUCCAAUAAAAGCUUUUUCGUAGUUUUAGUUUUGAUGCAGAGAGUUAAGGUGGUCUGGGCUUUAUGUUUAAUACAUUUACAGUUUGCACCUGGCUUGGCACUUCAGAGGAACUUUACACUUGUAUCACUUUUAUCACAAGAUUAAAUGUUGUCAACCAUAAAUAUAAAACUGCUCCAGUAAACUGUAAAUCUGAGUUUUCUUUUUUUUUGCUAUGUAUAAUGGAAUGAUAAAAGGUAAACAGUGCCUUCAAACAUUCUGAGUCCUCUGAAACACUAGUCGGUACACACUUUUAAAUAAAAUGCAUCUAGGUAGGAAGUCUAAAGUCACCCUUCUUGGCCUAUAGAAGCUUAAACAUUCAAGAGUUUUGUGAAGUCGUGGGUGGGAGGAAAGACAGGGGUAAUGGAUGAGAGGAGACAUGGUUGGUUGUCAAUAACCAUAGAGUUCAGCCCUGCCUCUCUUGCACGCAGCCAUCCAUCUCUAAGACCUUGGGAAGUCCUUCAAAUUAUUGGUUUAUACAUUUUUCUUCAAGUAAUUCUCAGAUGGGAUCUUGCUUUUCUUUUUCACACAAAUCCAUUGUCCCUGAAACUAAAUUACUAGCAAAUAUGCCACCCGGAUUAGCAACUGUAGAAGUUUGUGAAAAUUUGCACCCAUUUUCACAGUUGGAUCAUCAAAUGUUGUCACCAUUACAACUGUCCCAAAUUCGAUUUAUUUGUUUUGUUUUGUUUGUUUAUUUUGGUCAUCCAAAAAACAAUGUUGCAUCGGUGCAACCAUCAUCAUACAGCACACAUGGGGAAAACAGCAAAACCAGAGAGGAACUACAGAGAUGGCUCAAAAAGAUGUGACCAAAAAAGGUGG